This is a messenger RNA of Pocillopora meandrina, 2799 nucleotides long. The record is from the annotation of a GenBank genome assembly. Lineage: Eukaryota; Metazoa; Cnidaria; Anthozoa; Scleractinia; Pocilloporidae.
AUGGCGGCUGGAAAGGGCAUCGUAAGAGGUGUCCAAGGUUUUUUCAAAAAACCAGCCGUAAAAAAAGUUGUAGACACCCUCUUUCCGGAUCCCAUGUCGAGAUUGAAAUACCAGGAAAUUUUGUGGGACUUCAGCGAUAAGGAGUCUCUCGAGAAGUGGACACUGAUUACAGAUGAACAGUUUGGUGGCAAAUCAACAGCUGAAUUUGUACAAAGCCCUGGGGGAAAAGCAGUGUUUCGUGGAAAUCUAUCGACAGAAUUACCUCAAGCUACAAGUGUCAAGUACAGUGGUAUGUGUGCUAUCAGGGCGCAGCCGCACAGGGUUAGUUACAGGCCACAUAGACUUAACCCCUCUAACUCCCUUGAGUGACUAAGACAGAAUCUCUCCUCACAAUAUCAAAACAAUAUCAAGCAGACGAGUGAUGAGAUUGAGGAAUUAUAAAUUCAGAGAUAAUAAGUAAAUCGAAUAUCAAAUUAUCAGAAAAACAUCAUAGGAAUUGUAUGGUACACAGUAAGGAGAAAUACUUAUUAGAUAUUGGGAUUUAAAGGGUUAAAGAUAACAGCCACGAUGUAAACCUGUACUAAUUUCGAAAAAAUAAUGAAGAACUUUUAAUCCUUCAAUAUCAUAAAAUCAUUUGAAAUUUGAGUGAUUCAAGAUUUUCAUGUAAUACAGACCCUGAAAUAUAAUAUAUUAUCAUAUUGGCAGAUAACAACUUGCCUUAUAUUGUGAAGAAAAUUUUUUUAACUGCAUUUUUUUUUCUCUUGAUGAUCCUGACAUUUGAUUCAGCAGUGAUACAGUACUUAACCCUUUCACUCCCAAGAUCUGAUUCUCCCCUCUAGCUGCUUCACAUUUCCUCUUAAAUAAGUAACAAGAAUUUGGUGUUAAAUCAGGAAAACAACCUCUACUUGACAAGUUUAAGUAUUCUCGUUACCUCUUUGCUAGAUGAUGAAUGGAUUUUAUUGGGAGAAGUUACAUGUCCAUCACUUCUGGGAGUUAAAGGAUUAAGGAGAAUUUAGUUACAAGUCACUGUUAGGGAUUAAAAGUUUAAGCAGGACCUUAUAAUUAGCAAAUUAGUGUUUUUUUCUUUCAAAUCUUGGAUCUAAUUGUUUGGAAAGACAAAAAAUAUAUAUGUGCAAACACUCCUAACUGGGAAUUAUUUGGUUACUCUCCAGGAUUGGAAAGGUGAUGUUACUGCAAAUGAUGUAACAGAUUAUGAUGGCAUUGUAAUGAGAGUGCGAGGUGAUGGUAGAACAUAUGCACUGAACGUUCAAACGCAGAGUAUCAGAGAUGAUGAUAUUCAUCAAUCUUUCUUUCAUACAAGAGGAGGACCACUUUGGGAGACAGUAAAGGUACAAUUUUGAGAAAACAUACACAACUUUUACAGCAAACAGUAGGACUCUAAGGAAUAACAAUUGUGUUGUUAAGGGGGGUUAAGUUUCUAAAGAAACUGUGGAGCUGCGUCAAUGGGGGGUAUUAGAAGAUAAUUUGGAUCUAUCAACUGACGCAGGGCAAAAGCUCAAAAGAUCAGCUUAAGGAAAUCUUUAUGGCGGCCAACUUGCAUUUUCUGUUCAGUUAGUAACACUAGAUACGUUAGCCUAGUUAGUGUUUCCAACCCUUAAACUCAAAAGAUCAAACUUUUGAUUUUACCCAUGAGCUGCUACCAUCUCCAUAAAAUUAUUUGGAGAAUGUGGUAUCAUGUCAAGAAAACAAUCCCUAGCUGAUACUGAAGUUAUCUACUCUCAUUUCCUAUUGAAUGGAUUGCAUAAAUUGGUACUUUUAGGAAGGUUUGCAUAUGUACAUGUAUAUUCAAGUUUAAGAAUGCACAUAGGAUGUAUGUUGUAGUUUAAGAUGAUUCCUGGGUAAAUUACUAAAUACCAGAGGGAAGUGAAGAGCAACCAAAGUAAACUUGGAACUGCUAGUGAGAAUUUGUAUCUGAAAGGUUGCACAGGUUGCUCAAGCUCCAGCUGUGAGAUUAUCAUCUUUCGUAAUAAGCAUUAUGGCAUAAAUGUAAGAGUUUUCAUGGCGAUAUUUAAUAUUAACAUUUACCAUCUUCCCCAAAACCCAAUCCCUUCCCCCCCACCUCUUCAUGCACAAGCCACUGAAUGAGACCUUUGUUAAUUCAGGGCUCAUAAAACUAAGGCAAUACAGUUACAACAUUAGACAAUGAGCAUCAUGAUAUGAUCAUUCACUGUACUACAUUUUCUGAUGCAGUGAAUACAUUUCUUAUCAGGUGCCAUUCACAAAGUUUGUCCUGACCAAUGCAGGUUACUUGCAGGAUCAACAGAUGGCAUUUCCAAGGAUACGCACAUUAGGCUUCACGUUAGCAGACUGGAACACAGGACCAUUUCAUUUAGAAAUUGACUACAUUAAGCUGGUUAUGUUUAUGUACCAACCAAAGCAUUUCAAGUACCACUGGCAAAGCAAAGUUUAGAUUUGUUACGAUCCAGCCCCCUUAAUGAAAUUUUCCAUGUUUUCCAUGACUGCUAAAUGUUUCAGUGGGAAAAUGCAAGUUUGAAUUUGUUUGUAUUGGCCUCUGUUUCUGAAUUUGGGCUUGUAUUCAAGGACUAACGGUACAUAUCUGAUGUAUUUUCAUGUACAAAAUAAUUUUCAAAUUGUAAUCCAAACUUUACCCAUUGCAAGUUACACGUUAAAAAGCUAAACAACACAUGGACUUUUUCUUCGGAGCACUGUCCUUCAAUUUAGUAAACAGGUAAAUGCCUCUGACGAAAAUUUCAAAUGCAGAUGAUUACAAGAAUCAUAUUUAAUGCAAAGGCUAAAGUUUGGACACUUGGGUGUCAG